Molecule: messenger RNA, 384 nt
Organism: Serendipita indica DSM 11827
Lineage: Eukaryota; Fungi; Basidiomycota; Agaricomycetes; Sebacinales; Serendipitaceae
Source: the annotation of a GenBank genome assembly
AUGUUCUUCACUCGUUACCUCGCCUCCUUCCUCGUUGUUGCCGUCGCAGGAAUUGCCAGCGUCAAUGCUUCACCCAUCGCGGAGCCCAACAAUCUCGUCGAGCGCACGAAUCCGCCUCCACCUCCACCACCCAGUGGAGGAUGCAAUGUCGGGACUGCCCAAUGCUGCCAGACGACGUACUCCAGCGGUGAUCAGAUUGCCAGCACCCUUGGCGGAUUGCUCGGAAUUGCCAUCCCUGUCGAUAAUCUCUUUGUCGGUGUGCAGUGCUCUCCCAUCGUGAAUAUCCUCGGUGGAAGCGACACGUGCAACACCCAGGCCGUCUGCUGCAACAACAACAACUUCAACGGCCUCAUCAAUAUUGGAUGCUCGCCCAUUUCCCUUUGA